Messenger RNA from Bacillus rossius redtenbacheri, 1623 nucleotides. It is a transcript of the gene VGAT, whose product is annotated as vesicular inhibitory amino acid transporter. The transcript is spliced from 3 exons. Gene Ontology annotation, molecular function: L-amino acid transmembrane transporter activity. Bases 1 to 1623 code for a protein of 540 amino acids. NCBI's taxonomy places the organism in Eukaryota, Metazoa, Arthropoda, Insecta, Phasmatodea, Bacillidae. Gene Ontology annotation, biological process: amino acid transmembrane transport. Gene Ontology annotation, cellular component: vacuolar membrane. The record is from RefSeq and is a predicted model, not a curated record.
AUGGCGCAGUUCGGCCGGUUCAGCGUGCCGCCGCUGCGGGCCGCCGUGAGCGUGGCCUGGGAGACGGUGAAGGCCCACCUGCCCGACGAGAGCCCCUGCAUGGGGCUGCUGCGAGGCGGCGGCGGCGGCGGCGGGCCGGCGCCCGGGGGCGGCGAGCGGGUGCGCUUCGCGCAGUUCGGCGGCGGCAAGCCCGGCGAGAGCACCGAGCUGCACACGCUGCCCGGCGGCGGCGGCGGCGGCGGCGGCGGCGGCCUGGAGGCGGGAGUCGCCGAGGACGGGUUCGUGGAGCGCGCGGACAGCUACCAGCGGUCGCGCGGCGGCGGCAGUCUGGACAGCGUGGACUUCGCGUCCCAGGGCAGCGGCGGCGAGGGCGAGGCCCGCGGCAGACACAAGAUCAGCGAGUGGCAGGCGGCCUGGAACGUCACCAACGCCAUACAGGGCAUGUUCAUCGUAUCGCUGCCCUUCGCAGUUCUCCGGGGAGGCUACUGGGCCAUCGUCGCCAUGGUGGGGAUAGCGUACAUCUGCUGCUACACGGGCAAGAUCCUGGUGGACUGCCUGUACGAAGAGGACGCCGUCUCGGGCCAGAAGAUCCGCGUGCGAGACUCGUACGUGGCCAUCGCGCGCGAGUGCUUCGGCGCCAAGUGGGGGGCUCGCGCCGUCAACGUGGCGCAGAUCAUCGAGCUGCUGAUGACCUGCAUCCUGUACGUGGUGGUGUGCGGCGACCUGAUGAUAGGGACCUUCCCCGAGGGCAGCAUCGACGCGCGCAGCUGGAUGAUGCUGGUGGGCAUCUUCCUGGUGCCGCUCGGCUUCCUCAGGUCGCUGCACCACGUGUCGGUCCUCAGCUUCUGGUGCACCAUGUCUCACCUGGUCAUCAACGCCGUCAUCUUCGGCUACUGUCUGCUGGAGAUCGGGGAGUGGGGCUGGUCCAAGGUCAAGUGGAGCAUCGACAUGGAGAACUUCCCCAUAUCGCUAGGAGUCAUCGUGUUCAGCUACACCUCCCAGAUAUUCCUCCCCACUCUGGAAGGCAACUUGGAGGACCGCUCGACCUUCAACAGGAUGUUGAACUGGAGCCACAUAGCGGCAGCGUUGUUCAAGUCUCUGUUCGGCUACGUGUGCUUUCUGACGUUCCAGAACGACACUCAACAGGUGAUCACCAACAAUCUCCACUCCACUGGAUUCAAAGGACUUGUCAACUUCUUCCUGGUGAUGAAGGCGAUGCUAUCCUAUCCGCUGCCAUACUACGCUGCCUGCGAACUGCUCGAGAAAGCAUUCUUCAAGGGUCGGCCAGAAACGUUAUUCCCAAGUAUCUGGGCUCUGGAUGGUGAGUUGAAAGUAUGGGGAUUGGCUUUCAAAGUGGGCGUGGUUGUCUUCACCAUCCUCCUCGCCAUAUCCAUUCCGCACUUCGCAAUCCUCAUGGGCUUCAUCGGCAGCUUCACUGGCACCAUGCUGUCCUUCAUAUGGCCCUGCUACUUCCACCUGAAACUGAAGAGACCAACCCUAGACUGGGGCACUGUUGCAUACGACUACUUCGUCAUCUUCCUUGGCUGUCUGUUUGGUAUCAUCGGCGUCUACGACUCCGGGACGGCUCUCAUCAAGGCUUUCCAGAUAGGGCUUCCAUUCUAA